UAAGCAGAAAAAAGCAUGCACCACGUGAACUUUGAACAGUGUUUCACAAUCGAGUUGAACACAAACUUGAAACGCUGGCUCAGAUUCUGACUGCGCACGCAGUUAGCUGGUUACAAUAGAGAAGAUGCUAACACUAAUACAUGCAGAACAUAGGUUCAAAUAUUCAACAUAUAUGCACCAUUAAUAAAAGACAAGCAUCGACAUUAUUAUGGUGCAGGACGCAGUGCUCGACUGUAUCCUUGGUGCAUCUAAGUGUCCUGAGUGAAAAGUCAAAGGUCGCCGUACAGCCAAUCAGAUCGCUGAGAAAGGAGACGCUCACGGCCAACAUGGCGGCGUUCAUGAGAGGCGUGAGUCGCGGCCAGACAGCGGUCGAAACGUUUACAUUUUUAACAAUCCGAGCAAAUCAAACGAUCGACGCGAAGAGAUAUGUCAGGGCCCUCCGACGAACACCCGUCAAAGUGAUAUAUCCAGAAAGCGAGGCCGCGGAAACGAAAACGAGAAAAACGACCGCGAAAGUAAAGGACCAGUCCAAAGCCGACCAGUUUGACAAUAAGACGCUCCCGAAGUACUGGAGACCAGGAGGAGACGACAACAGCAAAACCAAACCAAAGCCGCAGCCCAGUGAGACCAACGAGAAGAGACCGAGACCGACACAGCCUUUCAAUUCGGAACCGCUGAAAAACAGCGUCCGAGCGAACACGCCUCCCAAAGACACACGGGACAGAGACGAACUCGAGGGGCUGAGAUACGACAAAGCCUACCCAGGAGACAAGAGAUUAGCGAAGGUGGUGACUAUCGUGAAGUCGAGGAGGUUUCGGGAGCAGCAUGGAAAGAUCUUGCUGGAAGGCCGGCGGCUGAUCACGGACGCGCUGGGAUCCGGGGCGGUGCUGCAGACGCUCUUCUUCAGCUCACUCGACGCGCUCAAGGAGCUGCCGCUGGACAAGCUGCGGAGGGUCAACCUCAUCAAAGUGAAGUUCGACCACAUCAAGGUCUGGUCAGAUCUCGUCACGCCGCAGGGCAUCAUGGCUAUCUUUGCCAGGCCAGAUCACUCAAAGAUGACCUACCCUGCCGAGCAGCUGGAGCACUCCCUGCCCCUGUCGCUGAUCUGCGACAACAUCCGGGACCCGGGGAAUCUGGGAACCAUCCUGCGGUGUGCAGCCGGAGCGGGGUGCAGCAGAGCGCUCCUCACCAAGGGUUGCGUGGAUGUUUGGGAGCCCAAGGUGCUGCGGGCCGCUAUGGGGGCUCACUUCCGACUCCCCGUCAUCCCUAACCUGGAGUGGGACGAGAUUCCAAACUACCUCCCCGGCAGUACUACCGUCCACCUAGCGGAUAACUGCAGCUCCCCCUCGGAGAGCCGGGGCUCGGACAGGCUCAAAGCCGGGGACUAUGGGUGGGUGUCCAGCCGACCAAACCCAAAGAGAAUCGGGUUCGAGGAGCACAGCCUGGACUCGGAUUCAGACUCGGACUCUGACUCGGACCUCUCCCUUCCUGAAGUGGAGGCCCAGCUGUACCAUGAGGGCUGGGCGCAGAACCAGACCGCCCUGGUGAUUGGUGGAGAGACUCACGGGCUGAGCCUGGAGGCCCUCCGAUUGGCCGAGAGGACGGAGGGUAGAAGGCUGAUGGUCCCCAUGGUCCCGGGGGUGGACAGUUUGAACUCGGCCAUGGCGGCCAGCAUUCUGCUCUUCGAAGGAAAGAGGCAGCUGAAGGCAGAGAGAUCCAGCCCGACACAGAAAGUGCAGAGGCAGUGAUCUCCUGGAACUUUGUAUUUAGCUGUUGCUUACUAUUAAAAGCUGCAAUCUCCCACAGGGUGUCCACUGAAAUCAAUGACCUGCUGAGUGCUUAUCCUGCUGGUCUCGUGCUAGUAAUACAGGCAGCAGCAGCAUGCAGGGUACCUUCUCUAAGCUUUGUCGAAGCUCAAAGAGCACAGCAAUUCUUUUUUUGGUUUGUUUUGUCCCUUUCUCCAAUGCUUUGCAGAGAGUAUUUUGUAAACCAACACUUUGUUUUUCUCACAGCUCUACAGCUUUGCUCUUUGAGACGCUUGGUCUAGCGUCGGCUUCAAUUUCCCACAGUUUAAUGGUCCUUGAAUUCCAUAACAUUGGACUGUUUUGUAAUUGAAUACGAAUGACUGGCUUGUCUUCUAUGCAUCAGCUUGUCUUCUUGUGAAUGGAAUUUGACAACUAACCGUUCCCCAGUGCCCACUUGUGCAAUUGCGUUUUUUCCGUGUGAAUUAGCUCAAACAAGAAGUCACUUCUUGCUGCUCUUUUUUUCAGAUCGUUCUCAUAACGAUAAUAAUAGUUCAGCUCUAAGGUUUCCACUGCAAUCCCAAGUAGCCCCAGCUGUUUCAGCAUAUUCACUGUAGCUCUGAAGUCUCGUACUUGCUUGAGCCAAUAAAAACUUGGCACAUCUGUUCGCUCAGAUUAAACCGAUCCAGGACGCUGCUCGGGGGUUUUAGCAUCUUUCCAAGCGUGACGAUGGAGUGCUGGGUCCCCGUCUGGGAGCAGAGCGUUCUUUAUGUGUCGGGUAACAGUGCCAGAGCGUGUGUGCGUGUGUGCUUCCCUCCACAUGCCCGUUGGAAGGCACCCUGCUGAUUCGGGAGGCUGUUAAUUGAGGUGCAGUACAGACUGGCGCUUUUUGGCAGGACGGCCCGUCUCUGCUUCCAAAGUAUGUGAGAGUGGAGUGUAACCCAAGCUCCUGUCUGCCAAGGAGGAAACGCACGGCCCCUUUCUGAGGGGAGGGGCUUCAUGGUUACACCCUGGGGUGUAAAGAAUAAGAGGGGGGGCAAGGCAAGGUUUAAAAAAAAAAAAAAAAAAAAAAAUCAGAUUCUUAACCAGAAGCUGCAUUGAUGUCUAGAUGCUAAUCAGAAAAAGAUGCCGUUCUGCCUGGAUCACGCAGCAGGGGGCGCUGUAAAGACGUCAUGGAAAUAAUUUCACAUUAUUUUUAACUGAACAGUUACUGUAUAAUAAAAGGUCUUGCAUUGA
Messenger RNA from Acipenser ruthenus (sterlet), 2978 nucleotides. Its product is annotated as rRNA methyltransferase 3, mitochondrial-like. Bases 141 to 1748 code for a protein of 535 amino acids. NCBI's taxonomy places the organism in Eukaryota, Metazoa, Chordata, Actinopteri, Acipenseriformes, Acipenseridae. Gene Ontology annotation, molecular function: RNA methyltransferase activity; RNA binding. The record is from RefSeq and is a predicted model, not a curated record. Gene Ontology annotation, biological process: RNA processing. The transcript is spliced from 4 exons.